UCUUGCUGCUACUAUUGCUAUUGUUUCUGUUGCUGUUGUUGUUACAAUUGCUAUUUGCCAUUUUACAUCCAUUUAUGUAUUCAAGACAAUACACUGUGAUAUCCUUAACUCUGCAUAUGCAAAUACCUUAUCUGUUCUAUCGCCCGUCAAUCUUUUAUCUUUGAACCAAAUACUCUGCUCAAGUGGCAUGUUUAGGAGCUCAAGGAAUACUCGAGGAUAGAAUCUUGGCGAUAAUUGUCAAUACCCAAGCAGGCGUUGAGGAAGCAUGGUAUAUUAUGGAAGAAACAUUUGUAUAUAUAAAGCGGCAUUUCUACUUCACAUAACUAUUGGAAGGCUAUUUUUUUUACUCAACUAUCACACUAAAAGAGUCUAUUGCAUUUUGGAUCUUGCUUUUAUUACCAGCGUCUUUAUCGUGAAGAGGACGGGUCAGAUGGCAGGCGCAAUCAAGACAGUGUUGCCAGUAUAUUUUGAUUUUCGGAUCUCUGUUGCUCAAACGAAGGCCGUUGAAAAAGACGAUAAGCAAUCGAUCCAAGAGUCGAAAAAUGAUUUUACCCUCAAAUUAUACUGCGACCAGACAGAAAUCAGUGUACAAACGGAUGAUCUAGAGACUCUUCAAGGAUUGCUAAAGGAAUUGAGGAGAAGCCAUCUGAUCGCUCGACGACAACUUUUAUGCAGGCGGCAGUAGUCAUCGUUGGAUCCAGUAUUACACCAUUGAAGAGCAUGAAAAGGCUUCAGGUAAAUGACACACGACGACACCAGAGAAUACGCAACCAUAUCCAAGCC
This is a messenger RNA of Lobosporangium transversale, 783 nucleotides long. RefSeq lists its product as hypothetical. NCBI's taxonomy places the organism in Eukaryota, Fungi, Mortierellomycota, Mortierellomycetes, Mortierellales, Mortierellaceae. Bases 266 to 685 code for a protein of 139 amino acids. The record is from RefSeq and is a predicted model, not a curated record. The transcript has 4 exons.